Messenger RNA from Eruca vesicaria subsp. sativa (arugula), 675 nucleotides. NCBI's taxonomy places the organism in Eukaryota, Viridiplantae, Streptophyta, Magnoliopsida, Brassicales, Brassicaceae. The record is from the annotation of a GenBank genome assembly.
AUGUGGCGGCCGUGGCGUAAAUCGUCUGUUAAGAUUCACAACACAUUCUCUCCCACCGCUUCCUUCAAAGACAUCCACCACCUCUGCACCGACGACUCCUCUUCCUUCCCUUCUUCUCCCUGCGCCUCUCCCUCCCCCUCUCCCAACCACGUCUCCAGAGUCUUCCACCGAGUCUGCGCCGCGAACCUAAUCCUCCGCUCCUGGCCGACUCGCGCCUCUAACAACCUCCCCCGCGCAGAUUCCGAACCUCUCCAGCUAAAUCCACCCCCGGAUCCGAAGCAAUCCAAACCCGAACCCGAUGCUAUACGUAUCUCAAUCCCCGGCGCGGAGACCAGCAUCGUCGUCUACUUCACCAGCCUCCGCGUCGUUCGCCCCACGUUCGAAGCCUGCCGAGCCGUCACCACGAUCCUCCGCAGCUUCCCCGUGCGAAUCGACGAGCGAGAUCUCUCCAUGGACGCUUCCUUCGCAGCGGAGCUGGAGCGGAUCUUCUUCUCCUCCGAGGAGAAGGAGCUUCCGAAGCUGCCGAGAGUCUUUAUCGGCGGACGGUACGUGGGAGGAGCGGAGGAGGUGAAACAGCUUCACGAGAUCGGAGAGCUGAAGAAGCUCGUGCAGGAGUUGCCGAGAGUUGAGCCAGGGAAAAUUCCAAUUUGUAAAAUUCGAAAUGGAAAGUGGUAG